AUGGCGCCCUCAGACCCCCAAGUGUGUGUCAGAGAUCAGCUGAUCGUAACAGGAUGGAGGAGAAUCCUGGAUCAGAACAACAAUCGGGCCGACAUGUGUGUGAGAUCUGUUUGGACUAAAAAGACGGAUGGAGAGAGGAUGUCAGAGAAGAUGGAGUCUGGAGUCCUCGUGUUUACAGACGGCGCUCAGCAGCAAACGAACAAGACGAGUAAAUCUGGAGGAGCGGCAGAGACAGAGGCUCCUUCUGCUUCACCCCCACAGUCAGUCAGCGUCCUGUCAGAACCAUCAGCCCGGUCCACAAGAACAAUGUUGACACUCUGA
This is a messenger RNA of Xyrichtys novacula (pearly razorfish), 321 nucleotides long. The record is from the annotation of a GenBank genome assembly. Lineage: Eukaryota; Metazoa; Chordata; Actinopteri; Labriformes; Labridae.